GAGCAAUUGACAUCUGACAGCAAAAAAAAUUUACAAUACAUGGCAAUACCACGCAUUAAAUGUCAAUGCCAUGUCAUAGAACUGUCACUUUGUAUUGUCAAUUUCUUUUCCUUUAAAUUUGUCCCCUGAGAGAAGCAAAAAUGGGUCGUUACUCUCGGGAACCAGAUAAUCCAGCAAAGUCAUGCAAAGCCCGUGGCUCAAACCUCCGUGUUCAUUUUAAGAACACAUAUGAGACAGCAAUGGCGAUUAGGAAGUUACCACUCCGUCGUGCUGUCCGUUAUCUAAAAAAUGUUGUAGACAAGAAAGAGUGCAUCCCAUUCCGCCGUUUCAACGGUGGUGUAGGCCGUUGUGCACAGGCUAAGCAGUUUGGAACCACGCAGGGCCGCUGGCCGAAAAAAUCAGCUGAGUUCCUUCUUCAAUUGUUGAGGAAUGCAGAGUCAAAUGCAGAUUACAAAGGUCUGGAUGUUGACAGGCUUGUCAUUGAUCAUAUUCAGGUAAACCGCGCUCCGUGCCUGCGCCGGCGUACUUACCGUGCUCACGGUCGUAUCAACCCUUACAUGUCGUCUCCGUGCCACAUCGAAGUUUGCCUGAGUGAACGCGAGGAUGCAGUCGCUCGCGCGGCGCCUGCCGACGACGCGCCCGCUAAAAAGAAACUCUCCAAAAAGAAGCUUGCACGCCAAAAGGAAAAGAUGAUGAGAGAAUAGACAUUUAAGGGUUAAUAAAUGACUUACCACAA
Molecule: messenger RNA, 736 nt
Organism: Galleria mellonella (greater wax moth)
Lineage: Eukaryota; Metazoa; Arthropoda; Insecta; Lepidoptera; Pyralidae
Gene: RpL17
Product: 60S ribosomal protein L17
Exons: 4
Coding region: 141-704 (187 amino acids)
Biological process (GO): cytoplasmic translation
Cellular component (GO): ribosome; cytosolic large ribosomal subunit
Molecular function (GO): structural constituent of ribosome
Source: RefSeq, a predicted model, not a curated record